Messenger RNA from Hipposideros armiger (great roundleaf bat), 621 nucleotides. RefSeq names its product ankyrin repeat domain-containing protein 7-like. The record is from RefSeq and is a predicted model, not a curated record. Lineage: Eukaryota; Metazoa; Chordata; Mammalia; Chiroptera; Hipposideridae. Gene Ontology annotation, molecular function: protein binding.
AUGCCGCAGGAGGCUCCCGGGGAUGGCCAACAGAGGACUCAACCUGGAGCAGCUGUGACUGGGUCCCUGUCUCUGACUGCCCACUAUUUGGCCUGUGCCAGUGGCCAUCCAGGAGUGGUAACUCUCCUAGCAGACAGAAAUGUCAAAGCUCUGUGACAAAACAGGACAGCUCUAAUGAAGGCCAUCCAGUGCCAGGAAGAGGAAUAUGCAACUAUUUUGUUAGAGCGUGGUGUUGGUCCAAAUAGAAUGGACAUUGAUGGCAACGUCCACUAUGCAGCCAUUGCUCAGAACACAGCGAUAGCAAUGAAGCUGCUGUUCCACAAAGCACAAAGGGGAGCAAGGAACAAGCAUGAUCUCACACCACUUUUACUUGCUGUACAUGAAAGUAAACAGCAAAUGGUGGCAUUUCUAGUAAAGAAGAAUGCAAACGUACAUGCAGUCGAUAAGAUGAAAAGGACAGCUCUCACGCUACAUGAAUCCUCAGACACAGGGGUAUUUCUUCAGCAAGUUGUUUGUAUCUUUUCUCAAGAUAACUAUGAAUGGACUGCAAAAGAAUAUGCUUUUUUUACGGGUUUUCAGUUCAACCACAAACUGAUUUCUGAUUACAAACAAGAAAUGUAA